Molecule: messenger RNA, 1658 nt
Organism: Anguilla rostrata (American eel)
Lineage: Eukaryota; Metazoa; Chordata; Actinopteri; Anguilliformes; Anguillidae
Product: alpha-N-acetylgalactosaminide alpha-2,6-sialyltransferase 1-like
Exons: 10
Coding region: 188-1369 (393 amino acids)
Biological process (GO): oligosaccharide biosynthetic process
Molecular function (GO): alpha-N-acetylgalactosaminide alpha-2,6-sialyltransferase activity
Source: RefSeq, a predicted model, not a curated record
ACAUACUGUCUAUGGUUUCAAAACAAAAACGACAUUGUGAGUCAAUGACUGAUACGUAUAACCUGCGUAUAACACAGUAAAACGCGGAAGAGCCCGGUACUGUGGGUGUCAGUGUACUGUACACAAAUCUGUCGCUUUGAGCUUUAUUUAUUUUUUGGCUUAUAAAUGCUUCACUUAGGACUGAGUAAUGAAACUUAGGCAUUUAAAACUGUGCAUUUUCACUGUUUCAGUCGUCUGUCUACUGGGUUACAGAAUACUUACGGACACAGAAAGGUUAAACUGUACUCGGAAUUUGACUCCUGUAAAAACAGUUGGUGCAUCUGAAGGAAUCUUUGUUGGACCGCAUGAUGUUUUAGCUCGGAUAAGGAAAAACAAUAUCAAAGAAAUACCUUUGUGGAUGUUGGAAGAGGUGUAUCUCCGGGAUUCCCAACCCAAAGAAAUGAUAUGUCGCCAUUCCCUCAGAAACUCAGAAGACACAGAGUUUAAGGAAGCUUUUAUUCCUGAUAUUCAGCUCUUCCUGCACAGAGAUCACAUCAAUAUCAGUGAAUGGAACAGACUAGUACACUUCAACAAUCCCUUUGGCUUCAUGGGUUACAAAUACACGGAGGUGAAGAACAUAGUGGAUCUGAUCCUGAAACCAAAGGAAUUCCCACUCCUGGCAGCUCCCUCAACUGAUAAGCAAGGCUGUGUCCGCUGUGCUGUUGUAGCCAAUGGGGGGAUUCUCAAUGGCUCCAAGAUGGGCCAGACGAUUGAUUCCCAUGACUAUGUGUUUAGGAUGGAUGGAGCAGUAAUUGAGGGCCAUGAGGAGGAUGUGGGAAUAAGAACCUCUGUGUUUGUCCACACGGCCAGCACUCUGAUGGCCUCUCUGGACAUGAUCCAGGAGCUGGGCUUCCGGGAUGUCCCAACUGAUGAGGGAAUCAGCUACGUACUAGUUCCUGUGGGCUUGGGGGAUUUACAUUUUCUUAAAACUUUGCUCCUGAAAACAAGUGAUCUGUGGAAAGCAUACAAGAACAUGUGGCAAAGAUAUUACUUCUUGGAUAAUUUUGAUGAAAACAAAUACUACGUGCUGCACCCUGAUUUUCUGAGGUACAUCAGGAACAGGUACCUGAAAUCCUGGCACCUUAAUGAAAAGUCCUGGAAAAUGUUCAGACCCACCAGUGGAGCCUUCAGCCUGUUUCUGGCAGUGCACACAUGCGAUAUUGUGAAUGCCUAUGGUUUCCUUACAACAAAUCACAGAAAAUUUGCAGAAACUUACUUUAAGAAGACUGACUCUGGAGUUGACUACCUCCACUAUGACUACAACCUGGAGUUGGAGUUGUUGGAGAGACUGCACAAUUCCAAAGUCAUUAACCUGUACAAGAGACAGUAGCAUAAACACUACAUAAACAAGUAUGAGAUGCCAGUCUGAGCCAGUGCCUUUUCUUGUUCAAUUUUGUAUACCUCAAUUUCUUUGUAUACCUCUAUUUCUUUGUGGUAGCUCAUUCUCUGACUCUGAAUGUACUGUAGUAUUUAUGUUGUCACAAAACAAUUGCAACAUUAUCUACAAUGGCAUUUACCUGAAUAGGAUUAUCCAAUUUAUGUGAUGAUUCUAAUGAGAGCAGUUGACAGCUCUCCAAUGUAAGUGGUUCCAAAAAUAAACAUCAUCAAAUCCUUAUUCA